GGAAAAGAAAGAAAAGGCAAGCGCAACGCAGCAGAUUAUACAUUCUGCUCACAGUGCGGGUGGAACAACCUGCAGAGCCGCAGAGGGAGUCAGUGGGCUCCUCAGUUCAGGAGAGAAGCGGCGCUGGCUAAGCAUCACUCUAAGCUGUCUGGAUAGUUUUGAAGGCUUUUUGAAAAAAAAAAAAUCAUACUGACUGUUGGUUUUUACGCAUCAGAUGCACCUGUGGAUGCACCUUUCCCUCUGGAUUCACAAAGGAUUCCCUGCAACUCGCAGCUGAAAUUCUUCCACUCCACCAGCCUGCAGUUUUGUGUUUUUUUUUUUUUUUUAAUUUUCCUUCAUAAGAGGAGGAGAAGCGCACGAUGCUGCUGGGAGUCCUCUUCCUGGCGGUCCCUCUGCUGAGCGUCGCCGGCGCGUCCUACGUGCCCUGCGAGCCGUGCGACCCGAAGGCCCUGUCCAUGUGCCCGCCGGUGCCCGUGGGCUGCCAGCUGGUCAAGGAGCCCGGCUGCGGCUGCUGCCUGACGUGCGCCCUGGAGGAGGGCCAGGCGUGCGGCGUGUACACGGGGCCGUGCGCGCGCGGGCUCCGCUGCCUGCCGAAGAGCGGAGAGGAGAAGCCGCUGCACGCGCUCCUGCACGGUCGGGGCGUGUGCGCCAACGAGAAGCUGCACAAGCUGCAGCAUCCACCCAAAGACCCAGUAGAAACCAAGGUGCCCCUAUAUGGAGAUCACAUCAGCAGUCGGAAGAUUCACGCCAUGAGGCUAGCCAAGGACCGUAAGAAGUAUUUAGCCAGGCCCGGAUCAAGCAACAACCGAGAGCUCCCGCCGUCCGGCCUCGACAAGGCGGAGCCGGAAUCUGGGCCUUGCAAAAGAGAACUUGGUAAUCUCAUUCAUGGCCCUUCUCGGGUCCUGAGCGUUUCUUUGUACGUACCCAACUGUGACAAGAAGGGAUUCUUCAAGCGCAAGCAGUGCAAGCCGUCUCGCGGCCGGAAACGGGGCGUCUGCUGGUGCGUGGACCGCUUUGGCAAAAAAAUCCCAGGUAGCAACCCUGCCCACGGAGAACUGCAGUGCAAGGAUCUCGACAGUAUCAACAACAGCAACGAAUGAGAGCAAACCGCCUCCAGAGCCCAGCUUCUUCUUAAACCCUGCCAAACAAGCUAGCACACUUUAUGACUGACAAUCAGGAGAAUAUGGCACAAACACUUUUACUUUUUGUUGAUUGUGACGGACUGCAUUGUCUGUUGUAGAGAGGAGGCAAACUUUAUAUCUUAUAUCAAAGAGAAAUAUAUAUAGAGAGUUUUUCUUCCAUUUAUAAAGUCUGUUGCAGUUUUUAUUAUUAUUAUUAUUAUUAUUAUGGAAAAGGUGACAACACAUAUCCUAAAUGUGGCUAACUAUCAAUAUUUUUCAGUUGAUUUUCCUGAUAUUGUUGAGAAGGGAGCGUGGCCACCGAAAGUAGGAGACAUCUGCUGAAAUUGAAUGAGUUUUGUUAUGAUUAGCAGCUUUUCCAGGUGCAAUAUGAUGGAUAUUUGGGAGUCACACAAUCCAGUUUUAAACGAGGGCAGAAAAACAUUCAAACAUAAAACAUGCAUACUUCC
Xiphophorus maculatus (southern platyfish) is the source of this 1588-nucleotide messenger RNA. RefSeq names its product insulin-like growth factor-binding protein 5 (gene igfbp5a). NCBI's taxonomy places the organism in Eukaryota, Metazoa, Chordata, Actinopteri, Cyprinodontiformes, Poeciliidae. The coding region runs from base 360 to 1100 and encodes 246 amino acids. The transcript has 4 exons. Gene Ontology annotation, cellular component: extracellular region. Gene Ontology annotation, biological process: regulation of insulin-like growth factor receptor signaling pathway. Gene Ontology annotation, molecular function: insulin-like growth factor I binding; insulin-like growth factor II binding; fibronectin binding. The record is from RefSeq and is a predicted model, not a curated record.